AUGUGGGCUGCACUUACAGAAUAUUUCUACAAUCCAAAUAUGAUAGACUAUAAGCAUCACACUUUGAUUCAUAUGCGGGAGCGUUGGAACAAAUGGAGAUCUAUCUUGUAUCGUCAAUAUGCAAAGACAUGUGGCAGUCAAGAAGAGGCUUUGAAAAAUAAGCCAGAUGCUGUAGCUAACAAAGAAGAUUGGGAAUGGUGUGUGAACCAUGUUUUCUACACUGCUGAGUUUCAGAAAUUGAGCAAGAAUAAUGCACUGAAUAGAAUGAAGAAAUCCAUGAAUCAUCAUAGUGGAAGCAAGCCUAAUCGAGAAUAUUAUUAUGAAAUGGGUGGAAAAGAAGGGACUCCUCCAACUAUUGAUCAGGUGUUUUUUGAGACACACAAAACUGGUGAUGAGAUAAAAGAACAAGCUGCAAAAGAAAGAUUUGCCGGACUGGUUGAAACACGCGAAGCUAAUCCAGAUUUGGAGCCAUUAGAGUUAGCCGAGAAGUGUUUUGGAGAACAAAAUCAUGGACAUAUAAUUGGGUAUGGAGGUGGGUUGAGGCCUAAAGACUUGAAGGGUUCAGAUGCACUAAGCAGGGCAGAACUGGCAAGCCAACUGAGACACUCUAAUGGAGAAAAGGCAGACAUGGCAACUAUAAUAGCGGAUCAAGCCAAACUGAUUUCUGAAAUGAGAGUGAUGAUGGAAAGGAUGGACCAAAGAUCUGGAGCGGAGGAGGGGAGGGGAGCUGUUGGUGCUGCUGGUGGUGGCUGGAGCGUUGGGGGAGCUGCUUUUGGUGGCUGGAGCGGAGGGGAGCUGCUGGUGGCUGGAGUGUUGGGGGAUUUGCUGGUGGUGUUGGUGGUGUCUAUAGUGGAGGGGAGCGAAAUAGAGUGUUGA
Messenger RNA from Linum trigynum, 876 nucleotides. NCBI's taxonomy places the organism in Eukaryota, Viridiplantae, Streptophyta, Magnoliopsida, Malpighiales, Linaceae. The record is from the annotation of a GenBank genome assembly.